Pipistrellus kuhlii (Kuhl's pipistrelle) is the source of this 5159-nucleotide messenger RNA. RefSeq names its product phospholipid-transporting ATPase ABCA3. The transcript is spliced from 32 exons. Gene Ontology annotation, biological process: transmembrane transport; lipid transport. NCBI's taxonomy places the organism in Eukaryota, Metazoa, Chordata, Mammalia, Chiroptera, Vespertilionidae. Gene Ontology annotation, cellular component: membrane; intracellular membrane-bounded organelle. Gene Ontology annotation, molecular function: ATP hydrolysis activity; lipid carrier activity; ABC-type transporter activity. Bases 99 to 5129 code for a protein of 1676 amino acids. The record is from RefSeq and is a predicted model, not a curated record.
GCGGAGGGCGGGGCGGGGCGGCGGGUCCGCCCUGAGGGACGGGCUCUCCAGGCCAGGAAGACCUCUAACCAAGGCCCCUCCACCCGCAGAGUUGAAGAAUGGAUUCACCGAGGUUGAACAAACUUAUGGCUCUUCUGUGGAAGAAUUUUAUUUUAAAGCGCCGGCAGUGCUGUGCUCUGGUUGCCGAGCUCUUCCUGGUGGUCCUGCUUGUGGGCAUACUUCUGGUAAUGCGCAGGAUGGCGCCUGUCAGGAAGAGUGGGCCCUUCAAUUACUCUCAGCAGCCUGUUGAUCAAAAUUUGCCUGCAUACAUCAAAGAAGUCCCUUCUAAGAUGUGGGAAAUGGCUUUUGUACCUUCCAAAAGUGUUGUGGUGAAGGAUAUCGUUGAAACUGUGAAAAGAGAUUUGCAGUACAAUUUUAAAGUUCAAGGUUUUCCUAGAGAAAGAGAUUUUGAAGAUUAUCUUAUGCAAGAUAAUAACUCUGAAAGAGUGAUGGUUGCUUUUGUUUUUGACCAUGAGUUCGAAAAUAGCUAUGAUCCUCUGCCACUUAAGGUAAAAUAUUAUUUGCGUUUUAGUUCUCAGAGGAACAACUAUUCGGAGACAUCCCAACCUAAAAGAUGGAAAACAGAUACUCUCUUUCCAAAGCAUUCUUUCGCAGGACCCAGAAAUGAACUAGACCCAACGGGGGGGAGUCCUGGGUACAUCUCUGAAGGGUUCCUGCUUAUGCAACACGCCUUGGAUAAGGCCAUCAUGAAAUACCAUAAUCGCAAGACUGCAGAACAGUUGUUUAAAAAUGUCCAUGUAUUUGUUCAGAGAUUUCCAUACCCAAAAUAUGAUGAUGAUAGUUUCUAUAAAAUAUUUUUUUAUCUCGGCCCUUCAUUAAUCAUAGCUCUCUUCUUUGUGAAUUAUAUUACCAUCAUUCAGUCUGUUGUGUGGGAAAAGGAAAACCGAUUGAAGGAGUACCAGCUCAUGAUAGGAGUCAGCGAUUGGAUGCUCUGGGCUGCCUAUUUCAUCACGUUUCUCAUUUUGUACAUCAUUCUCAUCUGUUUGAUAUGCCUGGUUUUCUUUAUAAAGCUGGAACCUGCAGCGAUCCUCCAGCACAGUGACCUGACCCUUGUUUUUGUCUUCUUGCUGUGUUUCGCCAUCUCCACAAUCCUCUUCAGCUUUAUGGUCUGCACGUUUUUCAGUAAAGUAUACUUUGCUUCAUCCGUUGGAAGCAUAAUUUACGGUCUCAGCUACCUUCCAGCUAUUUGGAUCUCUUCAAGUUUUGCAGAGAUGACACUCUUGGAGAAGCUGGCUUUUUUCCUCUUCUCAAACACUGCAAUGGCAAUUGGAAACAAUUACCUUAUCGAGGCAGAAAUAGACAAAGUUGGAAUUAAAUGGACUAACAUCUUCUCACCAAACACGGUGGAUGACUUUAUCUUUGCCUAUAUACUGGGAGUACUUUUACUGGAUGCUGUCCUGUACGGCUUUGUGGGUUGGUACGUAGACGCUGUCUUUCCCGGAGAGUAUGGUGUGCCCAAGCCAUGGAACUUCUUUUUGCUGCACUCUUAUUGGUUUGGGGAAAAAACAAAGAAAACAAAUGGAACAAAGAAAUUUUAUGAGAAAAUUGAAAGCAAGUAUUUUGAAGUUGAACCUACUGGUUUGGUGGCGGGUAUCCAGAUCCAACAUUUGUUCAAGGAAUUCCGAGUGUACAACACUACCAAGCUAGCUGUAAAAGACUUGUCUUUGAAUUUAUAUGAGGGGCAGAUCACUGUUCUUCUAGGACCUAAUGGGGCAGGAAAAUCUACUACUCUAGCUGUUCUCUCAGGUCUUUAUCCUGCUACCAGUGGAGAGGCCUAUGUUAAUGGAUAUUCCAUCUCGAAGCACAUGGUCCAGAUCAGGGAGAGCUUGGGCCUGUGUCCCCAGCAGGACUUGUUGUUUAACUACUUGACAGUAGCAGAACACCUUCAUUUCUAUUGCGUGAUGAAAGGAAUCCCUCGAAAGAUGCACGCUAAGGAAAUUGACCCUAUGCUGUCUGCUUUAAACCUUGAGGAAAAGCGAAAUACAUUUUCAGUGUCACUGAGUGGAGGGAUGAAGCGCAAACUCUCCAUCAGUAUAGCACUCAUAGGGGACUCCAAGGUGGUGAUACUUGAUGAGCCCACAGCUGGCAUGGACCCUACCUCGCGAAUGGCCACCUGGGACCUCCUCCAGCAGUAUAAGCAGGGCCGGACAGUCCUACUGACCACCCACUACAUGGAUGAAGCUGACAUCCUGGGCGACCGCAUUGCCAUCAUGGUGAAGGGAUCCUUGCGAUGCUGUGGUUCUCCACUUUUCCUCAAAAAAAUAUAUGGUGUGGGAUACCACUUAGUCAUAGUGAAGGAACCUCAUUGUAAUGUUGAAGAAAUCUCAAAAUUGAUAAAUUAUCAUAUACCAUCGGCCACUUUGGAGAAGAGUGUUUUGAAUGAAGUAUAUUUUAUUCUACCCAAAGACUACACACACAGGUUUGAAGCUUUGUUUACUGAUCUGGAAAGGAGACGGGCAGAGCUGGGCAUUUCUAGCUUUGGUGCCUCUGUCACUACCAUUGAAGAAGUCUUCUUUAGGGUCAUUAAUAUGGAAGAUUCACAAACAGACAUUGCAUCUGCCCAACCUCAGCAUCUCUCUCAGAUGAGUGAAGCAUCAGUCAAGAACCAAAAUAGGAAUAUGUCAAGAAAUGAGGGAGCAGAUUCGUUCACUGUGAAUGAAAGACCUGCUGUUAUGUUUAAUACUGGGUGUUCCCUCUACUACCAGCAGUUCUGGGCCAUGUUCAUAAAAAGGGCAAUAUUCAAUUGGCGCAACAAGGAACUAAUUAUUCUGCAGAUACUUCCACUUCUAGCAUCAUUUUUCCUUUUGUCAAGGAAUAUUUUGUAUACACGUAGUAAUGAUGAUGAGACGUCUAGACUAAUGAAUUUGAAUCAAUAUGGUCAAACCAUUGUGCCUUUGUCAAUUUCUGGGAAUUCUAAUUUGACUCCGAUUUUUUUAAAGCAUCUUAAAAGUAUGCUAGAGCCCGACAAGCACACACUUAAGGAAGUGCAAGGUGACCUACUAAAAUAUUUGAUGGAAAAUGAAGAUUGUAUUCACUUAUGCAUCGUUGCAUUUUCCAUUGAGGUGGAGAAAGAUAAAAUAACAUUUACUGGUCUGUUCAACAAUAAAGCAUACCACUCACCAUCCCUGUCCUUGGCAAUGCUAGACAAUAUUCUUUUCAUGUCAACUUCUGGCCCCGAUGCUUCCGUAACAGUCAUCAAUAAACCUCAGCCAAACUCUGCUUAUGAGAAACGCAAAUCAAUGCUUUCAGAUGGAGAUGAAGUGGCCGACAAUUUACAUUUUGGGAUGGCAUUUUUGCUCAGUGGCUUUUGUAUCCUGACAGUGACUGAGAGAAUCACUAAGGCAAAGCACAUCCAAUUUCUGAGUGGUGUCCAUGUCCUUGUAUACUGGCUUUCUACUCUACUGUUGGAUCUCAUCAUCUUCUUCAUUGCCUGCUGCCUACUGCUGUAUGUGUUCAAGUUAUGCAAAUUGAACGUGUAUCUCAUAGACUACCGCUUCCUGGACACAAUGCUGAUCUUCAUGCUGUUUGGCUGGAGUGCCAUCCCCUUAAUAUAUCUGCUGAGCUUCCUGUUUUCUAAAAGUUCUUCUGCCCAAAACGGGCUUUUGUUGAUAGUCUUGUUUUCAGGCGUUUUGAGUAUGUUCAUUGAUUCCACAUUACAGUCUGAAAUUAAAGCUAUAUCAAAUUUCACCAAAACCUUCAUACUGAGAUCGUUGCUGCUUCUUCCCAACUACAAUAUGGGGAAGUGCUUCAGUAACUAUUUUGUUUUCUACGAAAUGAAAAAGUUGUGCUCCGCAGAACAUCCUCCUGCCGUAUUAAACUGUGAAGAAAGUCACUCGAGGAAAUCUGUUUAUUCUUUGGAAGAUAAAAUGAUUGGACUAUAUGUGGUGAUGAUGAGUACCACGGGCCUUGCUUACCUUCUCUUUGUUAUCUUUUUGGACACAGCUUGGUGGAAAGUAAAAGCACUUCUCUAUCGAUACAUUUACUUUGGUAUCUAUAAGAAGUACCACAAGGAGGAAGUGUCCAAAGAGUUAUCUGGAGAAUGUCAAGAUGAAGAUGUAGAAAAUGAAAGAAAGAGGAUCUUGGGGCAGCCACAGGAGCUGCUGGCUUCCUCAGUGACUAUAAAGGAGCUCAUUAAGAUAUAUUUUAAAUAUCCAGUCAUUCUGGCUGUGAGAAAUAUCUCUGUUGCAAUCCAAAAGGGGGAAUGCUUUGGAUUGCUUGGAUUCAAUGGAGCUGGAAAAACUACUACCUUCAAAAUUUUGACUGGAGAAGAGAUUGCUACCUCUGGGCAUGUGUUCAUUGAUGGCUUUAACAUCACUAACAAUAUCGAAAGGGUGAAGUCAAGAAUUGGCUAUUGUCCUCAGUCAGAUGCCUUGCUGGAAUAUAUGACUGGUCGGGAAACAAUGAUCAUGUUUGCCAGAUUAUGGGGAAUUGUGGAGUCCCAGAUUCAGCUGUAUGUGAGCAAACAGUUGACUGCACUGCAACUGGAGUCCCAUGCUGACAAGAUUAUCAAAACCUACAGUGGAGGAAACAAACGUAGGCUGAGUACUGCUGUUGCCCUGAUGGGAAAACCCACAGUCAUUUUUCUGGAUGAGCCAUCAACUGGCAUGGACCCAGUAGCCCGACAGCUGCUCUGGGAAAAUGUGGCACAAACACGUCGAAGUGGAAAAACCAUUAUUUUCACCUCCCACAGAAUAGAGGAAUGCGAUGCCUUCUGUACCAGACUGGCCAUGAUGGCGAAGGGAAAGUUUGUGUGUCUGGGCAGCCCGCAGUACCUCAAGAACAAGUUUGGCAAUUUUUACAUCCUAAAGGUCAAGUUCCAGAUUGAUACACAAAAGGAUAAAUUAAAUGAUUUUAAAAAUUUCAUCACAAAGACAUUCCCAGGUAGUCAAUUAAAGCAGGAGAACCAAUGGAUCCUUACCUACUACAUUCCCAGCAAGGACAAUAGCUGGUCAAAGGUGUUUGGUACUUUGGAGAAAAUAAAAGAGCAAUUCAACUUGGAAGAUUAUUCUGCCAGUCAGAUAACACUGGAUCAGGUCUUCCUGACCUUUGCUCACCAAGAUAACAUUUGACGUGAUGACCACAAGGAGGUGCCAUGAGAU